AUCAACGCAGACUUGUAGAAAGGGGAACGGAAUAUCGAAUCAACCCCGCGCUAGGUGCGAGACGAUGCAAGACAGCUCCUAGUUGGGCUAUAUAUAUUCGAAUCCAAUUACAUAGACAUACGCGUAAAUACACUCAAUACUCCCUCUAUCUAUUUGCGUUUUGCUGAUGUUUGUUGAUGGUUCUUCUCCUCUGCCUCUAAAGAGAAGGAGACUCACCACCGUCGAUAUAAUGGAAGCUGAAGCGGCUAAGGCUAAGCUUGCAGCUGUUAAAGAAAAGUUUGGGCGAGAUAUCCGUGUUUUUGAAACCUUAGGACCCUCUCCAUCAGCAAAUCAACUGUCCGGUGAUGAUGAGUCAGAUGACUUCUAUGAGUUCACUGCCGAGGACUACUAUAACAUGAUGGCAUUGGCAACAAAAAAGGAAAAGGGAGAUAAAUAUUUAAAGACAAGGAAAAUUCGGGAAGCAGAAGAAGCAGCUCGGCGAUCCAAAAUAAGCAAGGCUGUGAUUAGGGUUCGCUUUCCUGAUAAUCUUACAUUGGAGGUAGCUUUUCUUCCAUCAGAAAAGAUUCAAAGCUUAGUCGAUGUUCUCAUGAAAGUGGUCGCUCGACCAGAAGUACCAUUCUAUUUAUAUACCACUCCACCAAAGAAGCAAAUAAAAGACUUCUCAGUGGAUUUUUACUCGGCUGGCUUUGUUCCUGGUGCAAUUGUAUAUUUUUCAUAUGACCUACCACAAGGUGAUGAUGCAGCAGCUCUACAGUCUGGCCCCUUCCUCCAAGAGGAAAUUGUAUCUUUGAAAGGUUUGGAAGCAAUUUCUGAACCUGCAGAACCUGUUCAGCUUCAGCCUGCACCUGAACCUGUAACAGCAGCGCCUACCCCUGUUCCUCAGGAGUCCAAGCCUGCUGGGAAAAAACCUAUCAAGCCGAAGUGGCUGAAAAUGUGAGGUCUCAAAUACGCAAUUGCAGGCUACAUUUAAAAUGCGACCUAAAACACUUCUACAAGUCCAUAGAAUCACAUUUUGAAGAUGACUGGACAGAACACAAGGAAAUCAUUCCAAACCGAAUUUGAUAGAAUGUUGUAAAAGGUCGGAGAAAGUUACUUGUUUCUUAUGAUCAACUCUUUUGUAAAGUUUGUUGGCUAACAAUCAUGUGAAUAUCAGUCAUAUUGGUCUUGCUUCAAAAUUUCUUCAAUUGCAUGUGAUUGCUUUUAUUUGGA
Jatropha curcas is the source of this 1209-nucleotide messenger RNA. It is a transcript of the gene PUX1, whose product is annotated as plant UBX domain-containing protein 1. Lineage: Eukaryota; Viridiplantae; Streptophyta; Magnoliopsida; Malpighiales; Euphorbiaceae. Gene Ontology annotation, molecular function: ATPase binding. The record is from RefSeq and is a predicted model, not a curated record. Gene Ontology annotation, biological process: protein-containing complex disassembly.